CGGGCGCAGUCCGGUGCGGAGCGGCCAUGACGGCGCACAGCUUCGCGCUGCCGCUCGUCCUCUUCUCCGCCUUCUGGGGCCUCGUGGGCAUCGCCGCGCCCUGGUUCGUGCCCAAGGGGCCGAACCGCGGGGUGAUCAUCACGAUGCUGGUCACCACCGCCGUGUGCUGCUACCUGUUCUGGCUCAUCGCCAUCCUGGCCCAGGCCAACCCCCUGUUCGGGCCGCAGCUGAAGAACGAGACCAUCUGGUACGUGCGCUUCCUCUGGGAGUGAGCAGUCCCUAGGAGCUGGCGCCUCAGCAGAGACCCCCAUCAAAUCCAUCACCCUCUUGUAGCUGUUCCAGCCUCUACCCUCCUGUACCAAACAGCCCCCAGAGGUGCUGGACAGAGGCUGGACCCGCUGCCCAAGCACACCUGGAGCACUGCAGCCUGGACCAAUGGAUGGCUGGGCCCCCAAGCACGACAGGCAGCAUCCCUGGAUGAGGGCCUACUAAUCCAGCCCUAGGAGCAGCCAUGCUACCAGGGAGAGAUCCCUUCAGCUGGCCCAGUGCUGCAGUGACUGGGCACCAUCCUGUGGGAGAUCUGUGUGUGGUGCCAGCAGAUCCUGCCCCAGCAGUGCUUGUCCUGCCCUCUUGGUGUGUUCAGCCCUAGCCCCCACAAGAAACCCCUGCUCGUAGCCCAAGCUGCCCCACUAGUUGCCCUGUCCCUGGUCAUCACAUCCACUGGCUGCCCGUCUGCAUGAGAACACAGGAGCCAUUGCAUCCCUGUGGAGUGAGCAGUGCCCUAGGGUGGGGCUGGUCCCUGCUAAGGCAGAUUCUGGCUGUGGGUGCAAGAACAAAGGGUUGACCCUGGAGGAGCAUGCAGACCCCCCUGUGGGGUGGUAAGGGAGGUGUUGGGAUCUGCUGGCAGGGAUGAAGAGAGGGCUGUCUCCCACCUGAGCAGUGAGGCAGCCGCAGUAGUGUUUAGGUAUCUCCACCACAACAAGAUGGGUCCAGGUUCUGAGACGAGCCAAGUAGGGCAUUGUGUUUCAGGUUUCCCCUUAUUUAUCAGAUAAUUUAUCUGUAUUUAUUUAUUUAUUUGUCUGUGUCAUUUAACUUGUGUUGUGGAAAUAAAACCUUUUUCUAGUAAGUCAUGCUGCUUUGAGGCUGAACAAGUCUUGGCCUUAUUCAGUCACCUUUCCUUUCCCCAAUACUGUUCCUGCACCAUGAGAACAAGGCUGGGAUCCUUAGCUGUUGAGCAGGAGGUUGGCAGCACACUAAUGCAUGGAAAGUUUUAUCCUUGAUGGCACCUGUGUGCUCAUGCUGUGUGACCAGGGUCACAGGGAAGGAACUGUGUGUGCUAGAGAGAGAACUGGGUACUUGCCCAGCCUCUUGCAGCUGUGCUGGGACCAUUUCCAUGGUGCUGGAGCAGCUCAGCAGCCUCUUUGCCAGGCAGCUAAGACUCAGGUGGGGAAUAAAGUAAAAAGCAGAGACCAACAUCUUGGAGGGGCUCUGAGUGAGCAGGCUUUUCCUCUUAGGAAGAGGGCAGCAAAGGAUGCUGUUUCCAAGGAUCCCAGCAGUUUGCUUUGGAUCAAGCUCCCCUUGCUGCUACCAGGUCAGUUAAGCUCAGUCCUGCUGGAAUCAGAACACUGGCAGGAAAGGAGCUCCAUCAUCCCACAGUAGCAGCAGGAAGCAGCAGGAGAGCUGUGCAGCCAUGCAGACACCCAUCCAUGCCACCAGCCAGGAGCCAUCGCUGCUGGGAGCUGCUCCCUAGGAAAUGAGACAGUGCUGGAUGGCUCAAGGGGUUUGUUUAUUGCUACAGGAAUGG
Molecule: messenger RNA, 1804 nt
Organism: Camarhynchus parvulus
Lineage: Eukaryota; Metazoa; Chordata; Aves; Passeriformes; Thraupidae
Product: V-type proton ATPase subunit e 2
Exons: 4
Coding region: 27-272 (81 amino acids)
Biological process (GO): proton transmembrane transport
Cellular component (GO): proton-transporting V-type ATPase, V0 domain
Molecular function (GO): proton-transporting ATPase activity, rotational mechanism
Source: RefSeq, a predicted model, not a curated record